Messenger RNA from Lactuca saligna, 1017 nucleotides. The record is from the annotation of a GenBank genome assembly. Lineage: Eukaryota; Viridiplantae; Streptophyta; Magnoliopsida; Asterales; Asteraceae.
AUGGCAGAAUCAUCACGGAGAAUGAAAAGUAAAGAAUCAAAGGCGACAAAGAAGAUAAAGUUGAGAUACGUACGUGAUGAAGAAGAGUCUGAUGAUGAUCGUCUUGACUUAGGAUUGUUGUAUGUUGAACCAGAUAACUUCAAUCCUACAUCUAACUUGUGUGACGACCUUUUUCUUAACAUUUUAUGUGAUGAUAAAAUGUUAAAGAAUAAUCAGUUUGAAGGGGACGAUGAAGCUGAUGUUGAAGACAUUCACCAGGAAGAGCUUGAGCAUGAACACCUUGAAGAUGAAAAUGGCUUGGAAGUGGGUGUCGAGUUCAGGGUGCACGAUCCUACCGUCAAGUGGAACCAAAUGAAGCCUACAGUUAGUGAGUUAUAUGAGUCUCCUGCUCAGUUAAGGUUUGCACUCACUAACUAUGCUGUAGCUAAUGGAUACCAACUUUGGUUCAUGAAAAGUGAUAAAAGCAGGAUAAAAUCUAUGGUUGAAACACAUCUUUGUGCAAGGAAUUAUAAUUUUGGACAUUUGGUUAGUUGUAAUUGGUUAGCAAAACACUACAUUAAGGACAUAAUUAGGAAGCCCAAAAUGACACUGCCUGAGAUGAUGGAGGAUGUCCUUACAAAAUAUUCAGUGAAAGUGUCAAAGGGGCAAUGUCAUAGAGCAAGGGUAAGGGCAAGGGAGAUGAUAGAAGGUAAACUAGAGGAACACUAUGCUAAGAUAUGGGAUUAUGCCAACGAAAUCCUUAGAUCUAACCCUGGAAGUACAUGCAAAGUAGGAGUGUCCGUAAAUCCAGAUGCGGUGAAUUAUUUUGAACGUUUUUAUGUAUGUUUUAAGGCAUUGAAAGAUGGAUGGAAUACAGGGUGCAGACGUGUGAUUGGCUUAGAUGGAUGUUUUCUAAAGGGACAAAUCAAAGGGGAGAUUUUGACUGCUAUUGGAAGAGAUGCUAACAACCAUGUGUAUCCAAUUGCAUGGGCUGUAGUAAAUGUAGAGAACAAAGAAAAUUGGACUUGGUUUUUAUAG